CGAGUUGGGAAUGCGAGGGAGUUAUGUAGAAAGCUGUGAUCGGUUGUGAUUGUGGGAUUUAUUAGUAAUAUAUUAAAUAUUAUUAUUAUAUAGGGUUAUAGUAUAUAGCCCAAUGUUUCGAUAUGUUUGUGGAUUUCUUGUUUUCUAUACGCCUUGGAUAUUUGGGUUCCAGCCAGACAUUGUGGAAUAUGAUGGGCAUCUGUCACUUAAUCUUCAGCAUUCCUUUGAUCAUGUCAAAGAACCACAGUUUUUUGACAGAGGAACAGUUGAUAUUCAGAGCAUAAGAACAGGCGCAGUGACAUUAAAGCAGAAGCCUCUUUCAGUAGAAGAUAAGCAGAAGUUGAAAGCUCUUGCCGAAAAGGAUGGACUAUAUCGGUUACGUGCAUUUGUCCAGGCACUGGAUGGCAGAGAAACAUCAUUUCUUACAUUUGUGAAAGCAUGCUCAUUGGCUGAAUCUCACUUGUCAGACAUUUUAACAGUAUCACUGGACCAUACAGGGUCAGUGAUUGCAGUUUCCAUGUCAACAUCACCAGCCAUAUGUGAAGGACGUCAUAUUAGUCAUGAACAUUUGCAGCAUUUCAAUACUACUGUAUUUGUCAAGCAUAUGGAGCAAGGACCUGUUCCUGACACUGCUGCUUAUAUUCAGAAAUUGGAGAAGGAGAGGGAAGCAAGGGAGAGGGGAGAAACAAAAGAUAAUCGGUCGUUCUUGGCUAAAUAUUGGAUGUACAUAGUGCCUGUGGUCAUAUUUGUGGUGCUGUCAGGGGCUGCUAAUCCAGAUGGUGGUGCAGGUACCGGUGGAGGUGGAGCUGGACGGUAGUGUCAUCACAUCAGCACAUUGCAGCCAUUAUGAAGGCACAGGGUGACACUGGUUGCACCCUUUGUGUUCCUGAUCUAACCUUUAGCUUUCAUUAUGAGGUGGUUGCAGCUUUGAUUCUGGAAAGCAGAUUUCUUACAUAAAAAAUGAAGAAAAUUCAGUUUUUGUGAUUGAAACAGUACUCUGCAUAUAGUAGAAUUGUGCUCUUUGUGCAGUUAUGUUUCUAAAUAUUAAAUGAUACAAUAACAGACACUUAUAUGGGAACUCUCUGAUAAUAAGUAAUGAAGUUUCUGCUAAAUUCCGAUGUUAUUCUGAACUUAAAAAGCGACACAUAACUUUUGAGUAUGAAAUCUGAAAAAGGAAAGGAUAAUGUACUAAAUUUAGAUACUAAAAUGGAAUAAAAGCCCACUUUUCUUAUCACAACAGAGUUUGCAGUGCUUUGCUGAAGUAUUUAAGUUUUUAAAGUUGUUAAGUUUGUAGAUUGAAGGCUCAGAAAUGUUCUGUAUAUCCUGCUGCAUUUUGUAUGGUGCUGUGCCCAGUCUUGAAGAUAAUUGAAAAAAAAAAACUUCUUUAUUCUCCUUAUUUUAGUAUUUUUUAAAUACUUGUGUUCAGGUUAUAGAUCACACUAAAAAGAUUACUGUCUUCUGGGAUUUGACGCUGUAUAGAUGGUAGGUAUAUUGGUGUUGAUCUACCAGACUACAUGGCAUGGUAUCCAGGUUACUAAUCGUCAUGGUCCUCAUUAUUGGAACCUAAAAUCUCACAUGAUUAUGCUCAUAUGUUCAAGCAGAGAAUAUUAAGAACACAUAAAUUCAAGUGACUCGUGCCUUUCUGCAGUAUAAUCAGACAGGAGGCAUUAGAAUACUCCAGUUAAUUCAUCUGUUUUUAAUUAAAAAGUAAUGUUUGAAUAUGUUAUGUUACAGAGUUGUGUUUUAUUAUCUGCAGUGUUUAAAUUCCGUUAGCUCAUAUGUGUUAGCCAUUCACAACUUUGUUGAUUGGUCCACAGCAACUUGGGGUUGUAUCUUUAUUGACCUCAAAAUUUGCACUUUUUGUUACAGUUCUCAGCAUAAUUUGUUUAUUAAGUGAUGAAAUUUUAUGUUUCCAUUUUUCAAAGAGUUCCAAAUGAUAGUUUUCUGUUUCACUGCUACAUUAUUUUAAAGGAAGAGAAAUAUCUUCCAUAAUUGUAUUUACAUCAAAGAGAAUCCACUUUCACUGCAGCCAGCCUCCGUUAAUCUUCACCAAACAUAUCCCAUCUGCUACUGAGUUGCACUUCUAAAUAUUAUCAAUCCUAAUUGUAAUAUUGUGUGUAUGGUUUAAUUUUAUGAACCCUGACUUCAUGCAUGAUAAUGGUUUCUUUGUUCUCAUUUGGUGGGUUUUUUUUUCCAUAUGGCAGUGCUGCUUUUGAACAGCUGAUGGAAUUACGUAUACAGAUACAAACACUGACACUCUGGUUCUGUUCAUGUCAACUAAAAUUCGGUACUUCAAUUUUUUUUUUGUAUUGCUUAUGAAGUAUAACUUAGGAAAAAUGUAAAACCGGUGAGUUGCA
Molecule: messenger RNA, 2357 nt
Organism: Cryptotermes secundus
Lineage: Eukaryota; Metazoa; Arthropoda; Insecta; Blattodea; Kalotermitidae
Gene: EMC10
Product: ER membrane protein complex subunit 10
Exons: 6
Coding region: 113-817 (234 amino acids)
Cellular component (GO): EMC complex
Source: RefSeq, a predicted model, not a curated record